AAGCGCAUGCGCACAGCAUUCACCAGCACCCAACUCCUGGAACUAGAGCGCGCGUUCAGCAGCAACAUGUACCUGUCUCGUCUGCGGCGGAUCGAAAUCGCUACGUGCCUCAACCUGUCCGAAAAACAGGUGAAAAUAUGGUUUCAGAACAGGAGGGUCAAGCAGAAGAAGGAA
Messenger RNA from Lymnaea stagnalis (great pond snail), 174 nucleotides. The record is from the annotation of a GenBank genome assembly. Lineage: Eukaryota; Metazoa; Mollusca; Gastropoda; Lymnaeidae.